AUGCUCCGUUUCUCUCUUCUCUUGACAGUUGCAACCAUUGCAGCAGCGUCUCCAUCACGCCUGUCACGGAGAUGGGGUGAUAUGGAGGUCAAGCAUGCCUGGACAGAAGGUGCACCUGCCAAGUGGGCCUCCGUUGGUGCAGCACCGGCUGGUGCUACUAUUGACCUCCGCAUCAAGCUCAAGUCUGCGGACCCCGAUGCUCUCGUCUCGACGCUGACUGCAGUUAGCGACCCCAGUCAUGAGCGCUACGGCGCCCAUCUUUCCUUCGAUGAAGCCUCCAAGCUAGUCGCACCUCAUCGCGAUACACACUCAAUCGUCGGUGAAUGGUUGUCGGCACAUGGCAUCAGCGAGGACACGGUUCGGCCCGUCUUCACUGGCGACUGGCUCUUGCUCGAGGCCGUGCCGGUUUCCACCGCCAACACACUUCUCGAUGCAUCUUAUGAACUGUACACGCACCAAGAGACGAACGCUACGAUCCUGCGCACCCUAUCCUACUCACUCCCAUCACGUCUUCAUGAACAUGUUCGCGUCGUUGCGCCUACGACGUUCUUCGGCAACCCCGAACCUUUCCGCGCUACUUCGCACAUUUCGCCGAACGCGGUCGUACUUGACAAUGACGACGAUGUUCGCAACGCGGUACCUACUUCUGACGCUACCGUUCCAGCGACUUGCGCGCGUGCGAUCACUCCGGCUUGUCUGAAAGCGUUGUACAACACCACCGGGUACACACCCCUCGCUACGGAUAGGAACAUUCUUGGUGUCGCAGGAUAUCUUGAUGAAUUUGCCAUCCAGGCUGAUCUUACGUCCUUUGCCAACCGCUUCCUGACUGGUGCAUCGAAUGCGACCUUCAAGCUCGUGGAAAUCAAUGGAGGACAGAACAAUCAGAACGAGCCGGGUGUCGAGGCCGACCUCGAUAUUCAAUACACCACUGCCAUGUCAUUCCCCACGCCUCAGAUCUAUUACUCUACUGGAGGUUCGCCCCCGUUCAUUCCGGACGACAAUACACCUACGAACUCGAACGAGCCGUAUCUCGACUUCCUUCAGGCUUUCAUCACUCAGAACCCGCUCCCUCAGACAUUGACGACAAGUUACGGUGACGACGAGCAAACCGUUCCGUUUGACUUCGCGACUGAGGUUUGCAACAUGUUCGCGACGCUCGGGACCAUGGGCACCAGUGUCAUGUUCUCCAGCGGCGACUUUGGUGUCGGUGGAUCCGACUGCAGGACCAACGAUGGCACGAACACGGUCAGGUUCCAGCCCAUCUUCCCGGCGACCUGCCCAUUCGUCACUUCGGUCGGAGGAACCACCAGGGUUAACCCCGAAGUGGCCGCGGGUCUCUCGAGUGGCGGCUUUUCCAACUUCUUCGCUCAGCCUAGCUACCAAAGCGCGGCAGUCUCCGCGUUCCUCGCCGCAAAUGGGAACACCUUCGCCGGCCUAUUCAACGCAACGGGACGUGGCUUCCCCGACGUAGCCGCCCAGGCAGAGAACUUCCAAGUCGUUCUCGGUGGCCAGGUCGUGAACGUUGCGGGCACGAGCUGCGCCUCCCCGACCGUUGCUGGCAUCGUAUCGCUCCUCAAUGACUUCCUGCUAUCGCAGAACAAGCCUACGCUCGGCUUCUUGAACCCACUUCUGUACUCUACCGGCGUAGCUGGCCUCAAUGAUAUCACGAGUGGCUCGAAUCCUGGAUGUGGUACCGCAGGAUUCACAGCUCGUGCCGGCUGGGACCCCGUGACGGGUCUAGGCACGCUGGACUUUGGCAAGUUGCAGAGCAUUGUUGGAUAG
Molecule: messenger RNA, 1782 nt
Organism: Peniophora sp. CBMAI 1063
Lineage: Eukaryota; Fungi; Basidiomycota; Agaricomycetes; Russulales; Peniophoraceae
Source: the annotation of a GenBank genome assembly